This is a messenger RNA of Limulus polyphemus (Atlantic horseshoe crab), 1191 nucleotides long. Its product is annotated as myosin light chain kinase, smooth muscle-like. The annotation marks the transcript as partial. NCBI's taxonomy places the organism in Eukaryota, Metazoa, Arthropoda, Merostomata, Xiphosura, Limulidae. Gene Ontology annotation, molecular function: protein binding. The transcript has 7 exons. The record is from RefSeq and is a predicted model, not a curated record.
AAACGCAGGAAGAGAGGUGUUUAGUACCUCCUGUUUUUGUUAUGCCCCUUCUAACCCGGCUAGUUCCAGAAGGGAAAGUGGUCGUUAUGGAAACAGAGGUAUUGUCAGGACAAGCUGUUGAUUUCACGUGGUUGUUUAAUCAGCACCCGAUCACACCAUCAUCAUCUUCCUACGUCAUUUCUAAUAAGAACCAUAAUUCCAUCUUAUUCAUCUAUGAUGUCUGCCAGAUCCUAGCUGGGGAAUAUACCUGUAUAGCCAAAAAUGAUGCGGGUAUUGCCACAACCUCAGCAUACCUUAUUGUAGAAGAACCAAAAUCUGAAACAGAGCCACCAUGUUUCAAUGUCCAGUUAUCGCCUCCAAGGUGGUCAACAGCUGAGCCAAUAAGACUAGUUUGUUACGUGAGUGGACAACCAUUCCCGAGGAUUCGUUGGUACCACAACAGAACAGAGUUAGCUGAAUCCAGGAGAGUCUUCAUGAGUGUACAAAAAGAUGGACGCUGUGAACUGAACAUUCAGGAAGCUUCUCCUGAAGAUGUGGGCGAGUACGUAUGCGAGGCUGUGAACGAGGGAGGAGAAGCUGUAACCAAAACAACAGUGGAAAUUCAACCUUAUAAACACAGUGUAAUAUUGGAGCAAGUCACUUCUGGAGAAGCUAAGGACCAAUUGGAAGAAAUAGUCUGUAAUGGAGAACGUUCUUCUAUUCACGAGAAUACUGUAAAGUCUGAUUGGUUGAUGUCAGAGUUGAAAGGUUAUCCCAGUAAACAGAACAUUUUAAACAGGCUCCAGGGUGAAGAUGAAAGACCUGAGCUACAAGAUAAUGUUAGUCUUCCUGAGUCCACAGAAGAGAGGAAAUAUGACGAUAAGAAUGAAGAAAGUGAAGAAGACCAUAUUCGAGAUCGUCCCUCACUUGUCAUUCUUCCAAUGCAAGUAAAAGUCACAGGCCCAAGUUCAAUAUUUGUCCAGUGGAACGAUGACCGCUCAAUACCUGUUCUUGGCUACUGCAUCUUACUGAGAGACGUGAAGCACAAGAUAUGGAUGGAGGUGGGUCGAGUAGACGCUAACAUCAAACAGAUUACUAUAAAGGACUUACAAGAAGAUCACGAAUAUUUUGUCAGAAUUAUAGCCUUCAAUGAAGCAGGAGUCAGUGAACCUCUGACCAAUGAAUGUCCAGUUAGAGUGGUCAGACCUGCAG